Myotis daubentonii (Daubenton's bat) is the source of this 5008-nucleotide messenger RNA. It is a transcript of the gene EXOG, whose product is annotated as exo/endonuclease G. Gene Ontology annotation, molecular function: 5'-3' exonuclease activity; nucleic acid binding; single-stranded DNA endonuclease activity. The coding region runs from base 945 to 1748 and encodes 267 amino acids. Gene Ontology annotation, biological process: apoptotic DNA fragmentation. The record is from RefSeq and is a predicted model, not a curated record. The transcript is spliced from 6 exons. NCBI's taxonomy places the organism in Eukaryota, Metazoa, Chordata, Mammalia, Chiroptera, Vespertilionidae. Gene Ontology annotation, cellular component: mitochondrial inner membrane; nucleus.
AAGGCUCUCUUGGGACAGUUUGGGUUUCCUCUAACUGGAACGGAGACGAGGUGUUACACUAACCAUGCCUUGUCUUACGACCAGUCGAAGCGGGUGCCUAGAUGGGUUCUUGAGCAUAUAUCCAAAAGCAAGAUCAUGGGUAGGUGGUUAGAAGUGAAGGCAUCGCUGGAAGGUGUUUCCAGAUGUAGAACACGGGGCAUUAGCGAUCAGCUCAACCUUUUUCACGUGACAGCACGGUUAGAAGAUGGUGUGUGUGUAGCUCACUGGAUAAACGGACCCUGUCUGGCAGUCAGGGAGCCCCCGACCCUUCCCAGCUGCCUCAGGGGCUGAGAGGAUCCAUAUGUUGACACAUAAAUAUGUCAUCAGUAUUGCUGCAAUAAGCAACAUUCAUUCGUUAUCUCCACAGCUACUUUUAGUGUGUCUGACACGGCUAAAUCUUGGGGAUAGAGGAGUGACCAUGGCACUUUGAGGUGGAGUGGGUGUGGGUUGACUUACCAAACAAUCAUGAAUGUGUAAUUACAGUUGGUGAUAACUUUUCUGAGGGAAACGUGAUUGUAGUUUGGGUUUGUAUAAUCAAAGAACAGUGGAGAGUAUAAGGGAUCAUAACAGGGGAACCUGAUUUUGAUUAGCGAGGCUUCUCUAACCAAGUGGCCUAAAGGGGGGAUGGCAGAGGAGUCGGGGGGCCAUGCGAUAUGGAGAAGAGCAUUCCAGGCAGAAAGAAAAGCACAGUUGCAUCUUUCAAGGCCCCAAUAUGAAGAGUUGUGUUCGUUUGGGAACUAAAAGAAGGCCAGAGUGGCUGCAGCAAGGGAGGCCAUGAUGUGCAAUGAGACUGGAGAGGUGCUGCAGACAGAAGAAACUGUAAAUUCAAGCCCGAUCCCAACAUCCCGCCAGCCUUCAGUGCCCUGAACAAGGACUACGUGGGAAGUGGCUGGUCACGAGGACACAUGGCUCCAGCGGGAAAUAACAAGUUUUCAUCUAAAGCCAUGGCUGAAACCUUCUACCUUUCUAAUAUUGUGCCUCAGAAUUUUGAUAAUAAUGCUGGAUAUUGGAACAGAAUAGAAAUGUACUGUCGAGAACUGACAGAGAGAUUUGACGAUGUUUGGAUUGUAUCUGGACCGUUGACCUUACCUCAGACUGGAAGUGAUGGAAAGAAAAUAGUUAGUUACCAGAGCAGGUACCCCAGUGGGAGAGGCCUGUCUCCCAGGGUUUGCACAGCUGCAGCACAUACAGAGACUUUACAGAUGGCACACGGGCUGGCCACGUUCCUGCUGACUUUCCACACUUGUGUGAUCGGUGAGGACAACGUGGCGGUCCCCUCACACCUUUAUAAGGUGAUCCUGGCUCGCAGAAGCCCAGAGUCGACGGAACCGCUGGCACUAGGGGCCUUCGUGGUGCCCAAUGAAGCCAUUGGCUUCCAACCUCAACUCAGUGAAUUCCAAGUGAGCCUUCAGGACCUGGAGAGAUUGUCGGGACUGGUGUUUUUCCCUCAUUUGGAUAGAACUAAUGGGAUCAGGAAUAUCUGUUCUGUGGACACCUGUAAGCUCCUGGAUUUCCAGGAGUUCACUCUGUACCUGAGCACACGAAAGAUUGAGGGAGCCCGAUCGGUCCCCAGACUGGAAACGAUCAUGGAGAACCUGAAGAACGCAGGGAUUGAGCCCGAUGAUUAUUUCAUGACUUGCUAUGAGAGGAAACUGGAAGAACUCAAAGCUAAGGAGCAGGCAGGACUCCCGGAGAGAAAGCCGUCCUAGUGUUCACCUCGGAAGUGGGGUGUCACUGCAGUGAGACACAUGCCCUCUUCAGGCUCAUGUAUUUAAGAGGCUUGCUUCUUUGAAAAAAUGAUGGAAUCCUAAAUGUAGGACUAAACUCCCUAAAAGACGAAAGAGCUAAACCUUUUUGGUUAGUAUUUUAUUUGAUGUGGAACUAACUUAAAGGAACUGCAACACCUGUUGAUCCGGGGCUGACCUUGCGCCGGGUCAGCCGGAGGACUGUGUGUGAGAUGGCGAGAUCGUGCCCGGCGUGUACUGUGUGGGAGGCAUCUUACCUUCUCGUCUCCGAGUCCACAGUCUCUCAUGCAUCAGCUCGGCGCUCUUGGAACCCAGCGUUGUGCUGUGUUUUCCUUCGUAGGACCCGAGUGGGUCUUAGAGAAGCUGUUGGAGCGCCUCUGUGUUACCCUGUCGACAGGAUGGUGCUGGGCAGGGCAGAAGCAGCUCUACGGUUGUUCAUACAAUAAUGUAAUAAUACAGAUAAACUCUCGCAUUCUCACAACUGUAGGCCUGCUUUAGGCCACCCGUGUAUUUGUUUCUGGUUGCUCUUCUCAUGGGCCUGCGAUUUCUGCCGUAGGCCCUCUGAGGCAAAUACCACUCGCCUCGUUUGACUCGUGAGGAAAUAUGUGGGUAAAUCCAGGGUUUACCUUUCUGAGGAAGUGACCCCCCAGGAAUGAGGCACAAGGACUAAGAAGGAACCACGAGGUCCGUUCAAAGCUUCCCCUGCACACAGGCUUUGGACUCAAAUACGGGAUUUGCUGGGUAAGAGGCGUCUGGCUUCUUGUCUGUCCUCAAGCCAAAGGGGCUUUACUGUCCUCUGGCUCCCGCCCUCUUUAGCUCUUUGGGAAGAGAGUCACCGUAUCGGAAGGCUGGAGGACAUCUUUGUGGGUUUAGCAGAGUCCCUACUGGCCUGCGGAAAUGCAGCUCCUUUCAGGCACUCUAUGGUGCCCAGUCGGUGCGCUCCUUGCUUUCCAGGUGAGCCUUCUGUUCCACAGAUUAAGGGACCCAGGAGGGCUCUGUGCACCGACUCACCUGCUCACGCUUUGCUGCCUUUGUGCCGGUGUCUGCCUGGGUAGCGCAGGGCAGGUGGUGUUGGAGCGAGUGGCCCACAGGCAGUUAUCGCUGGCGGAAGGUGUUUGCUGAGCCAGAUCCCUAGACUGGGGUUUGCGAGGCAUCUGUCAUGGGCGUCCUAAGGAUAGGCAAUGAGAUGUCAAAUCAGGACCCAGGAACUUGUCUGAACGCGCUACAUCACUGCUGUCGUUCCAAGUGGUGUCACCAGAACAGAAAUGUCUCACAAAAACGCCAAGGCUUUAAGGUAAAGGCAAGAUGACAGGGAUGAACCGUGUUCUGCUUUUUUUUGUGGCUAAAGAAGAAGUGGGGGGCCGACAGAACAGGGUAGUCUGAUUAAUACCGUCCUCUCAGCACACUGUUCCCCAUUAGCUGUGCCAGCCUCUCCCCAGGGAUAGAGAGCCAGCAUGUCACUGUGACCAAAACAGCUGUUACUUUCCUUGCUGGCGAGGUGACAGUGGGUCCCAGUGUUUCUCCAGGAGCCUGAGCGGGGCUCUGGGGAAGAGGUCCUGGUGCCUGCCGCCCGCCCUGCCACCGUGCUGUUCGGACCUGAAUAUCCACAGCCUCCGUUUCUGUCCUUGCUGUGCAGGAACUCAUGACUUUUAAGUCAAUACAGUAUCUUCAGUGUUUACUCACUUUGUAAAAUACUACCUGAUCAUUGUGAAAAGCAGAGAUAACUGGUUUAGAAAGUGCGCGGCCCUAUCAUUUUACAUGUAGAAGUUUUGUUGGUAUACAGUGGUGAUGUUUGAAUUGCCUCAGUGUUUCAAUUAAGAGUCCCAGCAAAACAAACUUUAAAAUGGAAAUACUGGGCAGAGCUUAGAAUUGCUCUGGAUUAGCCCACUUCAGCCUCCUCCAGUGUGACUGGGAUUAUCUGAACCCAGAUGCGCAGACCCCCUGGGCCUCUCCAUGGCAUUGACCUCAGAUGCACAGACCCCCUGGUCCCUCCAUGGCACAGUGGCCUCGGACGCACAAACCCCCUGGUCCCCUCCAUGGCACAGUGGCCUCGGACGCACAGACCCCCUGGGCCUCUCCCCUGCAUGACGUGUGUCCAUCUGAUCAAAGGAGCGCCUCACAUGGAACCCGAGCGUAUCACCAUCCAGUCUUCCCUUCCUGAGCUCUGCCAUAUUCUCAGGCUGAGCCUGGGACCCUGCCUUCUGCUCCAUUUACGCCCAGGGAUUCUUUUCUCAGGGGAGGCUGCAGGGGGGAAGGGCCAGUCCCGUCGGGUGGGCUCUGCUGCUGGCAGCGUCUGGGUGAGGGGCUCACUCCCUAAUCAAUGUCUAUCCCUCGCGACAUUUUUAUUUCGGUCUCUGGAUUGAGACUGUGACACCAAUAUGUACAUGUAACGCGAUUACAGGGAUGUGAGGGAAAUGAGCUUCUCCCGUGUAACUUGCUAGAAUUCAUUUCAGUGGAGCUGGUCGGGGAAGGCCUCAUGACAAGCACGGACCUCCUGCUCCCGCUGCCUCCAUGCCCAGCCUCGGUCUGGCCUGCUUUUCUGGAUGUCCUCAUGGAGACCGUCGAGGAGUCCAGCACUGACUGCUCCAGGCCAGCCCCACCUCCAGGGACCCACCCCGGGGUUAGAGAGGGCCGCAGGACGAACCGCGCUGUGACAUGGCUGUGUGUGACUGGGCAGGGAGAUGUGCUGGAUGAGUUCCUGAGUUUGCCAACAUGGCCCAGGGGCUGGUCGGCCCCUGAGUGCACCGCACCUUAUGGGGCGCUGUGGCCUCUAUCGCACCCAGAGACUCCAGACCAGAGCCUCAGCUGCGAACACCGCCCCAACACAGCCUCAGGCUCUGCAAGCCACAAGCCAGCCUCACGGCGCUGCAGGCUCCCGGGCCACACGGGACCGCAAGGCUGUCUUAUCUGUGGGCCUCACAGGCUCAUAUCAGAGCCCAGGUAGCUUACCUCCCUCCACCCCAUUUUUAAAAAAAUUUCAAGCAUACAAAAAGUUGAAAGAAGCGUACAAUGAAUGCUCUCGGCCUCAAUAUUUUCUCCUUUGCUUUUUAAAAAUUCAUUCAUUGUUUUAAGAAAAAAGUUGUAGACAUGGCACUUCUCUCUCUAAUACUUUGACCUGUAUCACCUCGGAAUAAAGCCAUUCCCUAUAUUUCCAAAAUACUAUUAUCACAUGUAAGAACAUUACCAAGAAUUCAGUAUUAUCUAAUAAACAACCUCUCUUAGAA